Molecule: messenger RNA, 962 nt
Organism: Ruditapes philippinarum (Manila clam)
Lineage: Eukaryota; Metazoa; Mollusca; Bivalvia; Venerida; Veneridae
Exons: 8
Coding region: 66-902 (278 amino acids)
Source: RefSeq, a predicted model, not a curated record
AUAAGUAGAGAAAUCUAUGCCAACGGAUUUGACCUACUAAUAUAUUAUCAAUAAGGAACAGUAAAAUGGCGAAAGUCGGCGUUCUGUUUCUUCUUCUAAUCGUUACGACCGGUGUAACAGUACAAGGGGCAUCACUGAAAUGUCGACAAUGCCAUGAUGUGAGACACCCAUCAGAAUGUACGAAGUUCGUUCAUUGUCAUGAUUCCUGUAUAACUAGAGUUCGUAAGUCAAAUCAUGGUGAAUACCUCUUCACAUAUGACUGCGUACAACAACAUAUAUGUUCAGCUCCACAUACCGGUGUGUGUAGGCAAUGCUGUUACGCAACGAACUGUGAUCAAACUACAUGUUCUCAAUAUUUCAAAUCCGCAUUAACGCAUGCGCCCAAACCUACAACUGUAAGAACAACAACAAUAACUACUACACAAAAACCAUCAACUUCCUCUCCAACCCAAAAAACUGAAUCCACAACAACAACAACAACAUUAGCAACAACAACAGAACAAAUUGUAUCAAAAGGAUGUAACAAUCUCAAUGUAUUGGAAAGUCUAGCAAAGGGAGUAAGCGUAUCACAUCCUGGCACUCAACCAUGCCCGGACGGUACCCACCAACCUAGCGAGGCCCUUAUUCAGGAGUAUUGCGGUGCUCCUUCAGUCACACAGUGGGCUUCAGGAGUAAAUGUCAUGAAGAACUGUCCUAGAAUUCCCCGUUAUGCUGCAAUAGCGGCUUCUACGGCAACGUUCGGGGGUUCAACAGUGGCUGGUGUAUUUCUGCAAUGUGAACCGAACGGAUUUCAGGUGGUUAUGCAAACGUGUGGGACAGAACUUGGACUUCGGCAUAUCUCAACAAACUCUACAACAACAGCUAUACCAAGCGCGGAUAAGUUUGUUGUUAUACACUGGUAGAGGUUUUUAUUAAUGUACAACUGUCCAUAUGUUUAUAAAUAAAACGCAUGGUAAAGAAAG